This is a messenger RNA of Phyllopteryx taeniolatus (common seadragon), 2470 nucleotides long. RefSeq names its product cytochrome P450 27C1 (gene cyp27c1). Lineage: Eukaryota; Metazoa; Chordata; Actinopteri; Syngnathiformes; Syngnathidae. The transcript has 9 exons. The record is from RefSeq and is a predicted model, not a curated record. Gene Ontology annotation, molecular function: iron ion binding; monooxygenase activity; heme binding. Gene Ontology annotation, biological process: cortisol metabolic process; cholesterol metabolic process; C21-steroid hormone biosynthetic process. Bases 168 to 1787 code for a protein of 539 amino acids. Gene Ontology annotation, cellular component: mitochondrial inner membrane.
CCCGAAGCCAACAUCCAAUCCUCUUCUUUCAUUGAAGUUGUACAAGGCACCAUUUAAAAGCGCGUCACCUACAACACAAGCCCAGCAGCUUCACGUUACUGUACAACACGGGACGAGCACGUGCCACAUGUAAACGUCGCUUUUACGCACGGGACACAGUCACAAAAAUGGCCGUGCUGAAUCAUUUUACGACAGUUUGUCUGAAGAAUCGUCUGAAUAAGCAUCUGGUGGUCACACUGCGGGCUUUGCACAAGUCGGCGGCCGGCGAGGCUUUUGGGAUCCCAGCGUCAGCAGAAGAAGACAGCGUGUCUCCCGGUCUCAUCACAGCGGCUCAGCUCGCAGCCAAAACCACAAGAGUCAAGAGUUUGAAAGAGAUGCCCGGACCCAGCACCACGUCAAACCUCGUCGAGUUCUUCUGGAGGGACGGUUUUAGUAGAAUUCAUGAAAUUCAGAUGGAGCACAGCAAGAAGUAUGGAAAAAUUUUCAAAUCCCGUUUUGGACCUCAACUGGUGGUCUCUAUCGCUGGUCGUGAUCUGGUGGCUGAGGUGCUCAGGGCUGAAGGUGUAGCCCCUCAAAGAGCCAACAUGGAGUCUUGGAAAGAGUACAGAGACAUUAGGGGACAUUCAACAGGCCUCAUCUCAGCGGAAGGACAGCAUUGGCUGAAAAUGCGAAGUGUCCUUAGACAGCUCAUCAUGCGCCCACGUGAUGUGGCAGUCUUCUCCAAUGAUAUUAACAAAGUGGUAGACGACCUGAUCAAGAGAGUUUGUAUUGUACGCAGCCAGGAGGUGGAUGGAGUAACUGUAGUCAACAUUAAUGACCUCUUCUUCAAAUAUGCCAUGGAAGGAAUAGCAGCCAUUUUGUAUGAGUGUCGUUUAGGCUGUUUGGAAAAUGAGAUUCCUCUAGAAACUCAAAACUACAUCAGUGCACUACACCUCAUGUUCAGUUCCUUCAAGACCACCAUGUAUGCUGGAGCCAUCCCCAAGUGGUUGCGGCCCAUCAUCCCCAAACCCUGGGAGGAGUUCUGCUUCUCCUGGGAUGGCCUCUUCAAAUUCAGUGUUAUUCACAUUGAUAAGAGGCUUGGUGAGAUCAAGGCCCAGCUGGAGCGAGGAGAGGAGGUGAAGGGAGGACUGCUCACACACAUGCUUGUCACGAAGGAGAUGAGCAUGGAGGAAAUCUAUGCCAAUGCAACAGAGAUGCUACUUGCAGGGGUUGACACGACAUCCUUCACACUGUCAUGGGCCAGCUACCUGUUAGCACGGCACCCUCAAAUCCAAGAGCAAAUAUAUAUGGAGGUGGUGAGGACUUUGGGACCUCGAGCUGUCGCUGUGGCUGAAGACAUACCUCGCCUGCCUCUUAUCAGGGGCCUGGUCAAAGAGACUCUCAGGCUUUUUCCGGUUCUCCCAGGCAACGGACGGAUUACCCAGGAUGACUUGGUGGUGGGCGGAUACUACAUCCCCAAAGGGACUCAGUUGGCUCUGUGUCACUACUCAACUUCCUUGGACGAGGAGAACUUUUCUGAUGCUUUAGACUUCCGACCAGAUCGUUGGAUAAGGAAAGAUUCCUCAGACCGCGUUGACAACUUUGGCUCCAUUCCCUUUGGCUAUGGUAUCAGGAGCUGCAUUGGCAGGAGAAUAGCUGAGUUAGAAAUGCAUCUAGUUCUGACCAGGCUCAUCCAAAGGUUUCACAUUGGCACGUCUCCUAUCACGGCUGAUGUGAAGGCCAAAACCCAUGGCCUUCUCUGCCCUGCAAGCUCUAUCCAUCUGCAGUUCAUUGACAGAAAAAAUUAGGUGAAAAUUUGUCUCUGUAAGGUCUACUGUACUGUACAUUUUUCAUGUUUUUUUUUUUUUCCUAUAAAGACUGCUUUCCACACGUCAUCCAAUGUUUUGUACUGAUGUUGUACUCGGGCAACAAAUGAAGGACACACAGCAUACUGGACCAAUAAUAUAAAGUCAAAUAGUGUAGCUGUUUUUAUGUUUUUCCCAUUUAAAUCAAACCAUUGCAGUUUGUUAGAGAUGCGACUCCUGUCAUUUAUCCUGUUACCUGUUAAAAACAAUAAUGAGUGCAAAAUGAACUGUAACCUUCAUAAUCACAUUGUACCCUUGAAAAAUCGCUGUUGUAUGUUAUAAAUUUGAGUACAUGUUUUCACAUACUGUAUACCGUUUUCUUGCAGGGUUUGACAAAGGCUUUCACAAUGACUGUUGAUGGUAAACAGUGAAUAUAUAAAAAAUUGACUGUUUUCAUAAGCAAUGCAUGUAAUUGUCUUAUUUUGCUGACUGUGUUCCAAACUACAUUUUUUUUAACCAAGUACCUAUAACUUUGAAUUCUUUUUAUAUUCAAAAAAAGUUUAAUCAGUGUACUGUAAUGUAUUUAUGUACUGUAUAUGAAAAAGAGACAGUUAUCUAAUUGAUUAAUAGAUGGAAGUUAUUUGUAAGAGUCACAACUGUGAACCAAAUAAAUUGUAGGAGGUUUA